AGCACACGGAAAGGGAGACGAAGAACAGGAAGGCAUUUCACAAGUGAAGUUGAGCCAGCUGAGCAGCAAAGCAGACUGGGACUAAGGCUUUCCUUGUCAAUAUCCUAGUGGCUGGAGAUUCAAGUUCUGCUGUUAUCUACUUUGAUUUCUUGGAUUUCCCUGAAUUGAAGCAACAUAAAAGGACUUUUAUUUCUUUGAUUUAUUGAGAGCACCUAACCACAAGCCCUUAUCAGCCUCUGGUUUGUGCAAAAAAGAGGAUAAAUGAGAUAUUUCAUGAUUCUUUAAAAGGCUAUUACUCAAGCAAGCAUUUCAAAAACUGAGGUCAAUAUGGCCAUGCCAGAAAAAUCAGUUUGUACUAAUCUAAGUGAGGAUUCCAGUCAUUUCCCUGAGAUUAUUGAACUUAAUGUAGGUGGUCAGGUGUACAUAACUCGAUAUCCUACUUUGGUCAGCAUUCCUGGUUCCCUGCUCUGGGAAAUGUUUAAUGAAAGGAAUUCUUGCUCCCUGAUCCAAGACAGUAAAGGGAGAUUCUUUAUAGAUCGAGAUGGUUUUCUCUUUCGCUAUGUGCUAGACUACAUGAGAGAUCUGCAAGUCAUUCUUCCUGACCACUUUCCAGAGUGUGGUCGGCUCCAGAGAGAAGCAGAAUACUUCAAGUUGCCAGAACUUGUCAAGAUGUUGGCUCUUAAAAUAAACAAGCUCAACUCAUCUGGUAAUGACCUAUGCCAAACUGACCUAGAAGAGUUGUCCCCCAGCAUUGACACUAUGCUUAAUCUCUCUUCAAGUAACACCAUCCCAAUUACUGGCCCUGAUAACACCCUAGCUAUGACAACAGCCACCAGUUCUGAUCUCAAGAAGGCAGGCUUCAUCACAAUUGGUUAUCGAGGCUCCUAUACUCUGGGUCGGGACAGUCAAACAGAUGCCAAAUUCCGCCGGGUGGCCCGAAUCAUGGUAUGUGGUAAGAUCUCACUGGCCAAAGAAGUGUUUGGAGAUACGCUGAAUGAGAGCAGAGACCCUGAUCGUCCUCCUGAGCGAUAUACUUCACGUUACUACCUCAAAUUCACUUUUCUUGAACAAGCCUUUGACAAACUAGCUGAUGCUGGCUUCCACAUGGUAGCAUGCAACUCCACCGGCACCUGCACUGUGACACAUGACCAGACUGAUGACAAGAUUUGGACCUCUUACACUGAGUAUGUUUUCUAUCGUGCGUGACAGUUUAAAAGAAAUCACCCAGAAAAUACAAACCAAUAGGCUACUCUUUUUCUCUCUUUUUUCUAUUCUCAUGCCAACUAUGUCCUUUAGAAAUACACAUGCUAAUCACUCUUAGAUAUUGAGUAUAAUUUUGAACAGUGACACUUCCUUCAUCAUAACCAGCUGAGUCUUUAUUGGUAUUAUCCUUCUUACAUGUCAUCCCAUUCUAUGAAGAAGGCUUCCAACCUGUCGUGGAUUGUAAAUUGUGCCAUUGAAGGGAAAGUAUUUGAUGUGUAGACAUAUGUACAUACACAUGACUCUAGACAUAGAAACGUAUUUAUUGGGUGAAGACAGUUAAGUAGAGCCACAAGAUUUAGUUGCUUGAGAAAUACUGAGCCAUGGCUUCCAAAGUGUUUCUCAACACCACACUUUAAACUUGCUUACUACACCUUGUUAUUUGUAUUUCUGUAUUGCUCCUUCUGAGCUAGAGGUUACUAUAGGAAAUGUGAGUGCACUUUUUAAACUGUAAAUACACACACACACACACACACACACACAUUGCUAUCAUAUUACCAGGUUUAGUGGAUAAAAUUGACAACAGUCCUCCAGGAGGUUCAAAGAAAGAACAAGUAAUUGUAAAAUUAUCAAUUACUUUUAAUAGAAAAUGUAUAAAGAGAGAGAAAUUACAUAAGUAAUUAUUUCCAAGAAUAAAAGGCUUCACGCUUAAAUUGCUUUUACCUAAAAAGAUAGAGAAGGCUAGUAUCCUGGCUUUUACUCUGGCAUAAGUACGUAUGCCAUUGUCAAAGACUAUCCUAAGUAUCUGCUUUAUUCUUUAGAAUUGAAAUGAAAAUUUGUGUAGGCAAGGGAAAUGAUCAGUAAGGAUUGCUUUAUGCAAAUACAUACAUACAUAUAUUUUAGUUUCAUUUUCACUGGUCAAAUAGUUGAUGGACACAUCUGCUGUUAACUUUUUUCUUGAUAAGAAGCAUGAGUGUGUGUGCACAGGUGCACGUGCAUGUGCACCUGUGCAUACACAUUCGUUCAUGUUUGUAAUCUGCGAGUGGAUAUGAAAAAAAGGGGGAAAGGGAAGAGAACCAGAAAAACUUAAAUAAAUCAAAAUUCAUGUUUGGAACUCCUUAUUGAUGACUUUUUAUUGCAUAGCUUGAGAGCAAACAACCUACUAUGAAGAUAUCAGAGAUUUGAGACAAAUUAUUGGAUUACUGGAGAGUGUGUGGCAAGUCAAGAUCAAGAGGCUUUGCGAGCUCAUUUUAGAGGAUUUUUAUCUCCUCUUUGAAUAGCUUUAAAACACCCAAGUGAUCAAAUAGCCUUCUCUUUCUUAUGUCCUUCCUUCCUUCCUUUCUUUCUUUCUUUCUUUUUUUUUUUCUUUAACACAAGCUUUGAUUGUACUUUUGUACGUAAAUCUUUUGAUUUAUUUUUCUGGAAGAUUUCUUUGGGUUGCAAGGAGCUAAAAGCUACUUAAAGUGGCUUGAGAAAAAUAAAAUUGUGUCAGGGAUGUGACCAUAUGGGUAUGUUAAAAAUCUACCUGUCCUGUUGAAUCUAAAUGGAAAAAAAUGAGCUAUAAUUAAGUUUCAAAGAACCUGGGGAGCUGUCAAGAAGUGAUAUUCUGUCCUGUCACUCAGAGGCUACAUGGAUAUUCUCUGAUCAUCUCCAGGGCCUGUUAGUUCCAUAUUUCUCUCUUCGUACAUAUUUCUCCCCACCCCAGCUUGCACCCAAACUAAACAGUCAUAUCAGCCCAUUCUUUAGUGCCAGUUCUGGGGCUUGAACUGAGGGCUUGGGUGCCUUUCCCUGAACUUUUCGGCUCAAGGCUAGCACU
Perognathus longimembris pacificus (Pacific pocket mouse) is the source of this 3016-nucleotide messenger RNA. RefSeq names its product BTB/POZ domain-containing protein KCTD12-like. The record is from RefSeq and is a predicted model, not a curated record. Gene Ontology annotation, biological process: protein homooligomerization; regulation of G protein-coupled receptor signaling pathway. Bases 328 to 1206 code for a protein of 292 amino acids. Gene Ontology annotation, molecular function: protein binding. The transcript is spliced from 4 exons. Lineage: Eukaryota; Metazoa; Chordata; Mammalia; Rodentia; Heteromyidae.